AUACGGUAAGAGUGCAGCUACCUGCAGCGGAGUCUCAUCAGUAUAUGGUUAACAACGACUGCGGACAACGCAGGGAGACAAUGUCCAAACACCACAGGACGCCCGCUAGAACUGUGGAUAAUAUUAUUGAGGUGAAAAGCAAGUUCGAUGCUGAAUUUAGAAGAUUUGCUCUAAAACGUUCAAGUGUAGGUGGUUUCCAGGAAUUUUACCAGCUGAUUCAAGCCGUCCAUCAGAUCCCCUGCGUGGACGUGUUGUUGGGAUACACCGAUAUCCACGGGGAUUUGUUGCCCAUCAACAACGAUGACAAUUACCACAAAGCGCUCUCAUCUGCCAAUCCUCUACUGCGAGUCAUCAUUCAGAGACGAGCUGAAGGCGACUGCGGAGCAUUUGGAACCAAUUCUCUUCUGCGCAAGAAGAAAGGUCUUCAUGUUCUGCGUCCUGUCCAUCAUAAGUCAAAGCCUCACAUCUUGAUUGGAAUGCCUCAGGAUUUCAGACAAAUUUCUUCCAUUAUUGAUGUAGACAUUCUUCCAGAAACUCAUCGGAGAGUUCGCCUUCACAAACACGGCUCUGACAAACCACUUGGUUUUUAUAUUCGUGAUGGGGUGAGUGUGCGGGUUGCUCCUCAAGGAGUGGAGAAAGUUCCUGGAAUCUUCAUCUCGCGGCUUGUCCGGGGUGGCUUAGCAGAGAGCACAGGCCUCCUCGCAGUCAAUGAUGAAAUACUAGAGGUAAAUGGAAUUGAUGUCGCAGGCAAGUCACUGGACCAGGUGACUGACAUGAUGGUGGCCAACAGUCACAAUCUGAUCAUCACAGUGAAACCAGCAAAUCAACGAAAUAAUGUGAUUCGCAGCAGCAGAGCUUCGGGUAGCUCUGGGGUGUCAACAGACAGUACACCUAGCCAGCACACAUUAACAGGUACUUCCAACUAUAUCAACAAUUACACUACAGCAGAAGGAGAAAGUGAAGAUGAAGGUGAUAUAAUAAUCGAAAAUGACAUGCCAUCAUAUAUACCGAAAACAGUAUUCCCUAAUUAUGUGAAUGGAGACCUAACCAAAAAGCUGCAGCAUAACACCUCUCUAAACAGCCCACUGUUAGAAAACAACGAAAGCAAAUACAAAGGCUCAUUAAACUCUUUGAACACACACAGCGACAAUCCCAGAAAAAUAAGUUCAAGCCAUGGAAAUAUGCGGGAAGAUGGAACAAUGAUCACUCUAUAGAUCUUUUUCUCUUGAUUUUAUCACCUUUUUAACACACACAGUACAUUCAGAAUAACACUUCGAUUUUUGUUGGCUUGACAGGAACCUCAUUUAAGAGACAGGAAUCCGAUUUAUUUUUGACCAGAAAUAUUUGACAAUACAAAAGGAUAUUGGUAAAUAUGAAAGCAGGAAGAUAAAAUUGCAAUCACUUUUUACAUAAAGAAUCUUUCAGAACCAUGCUUCAUAUUAUUUUGGAAAUGAUACAAUGUAUAACUUAGAAUUUCUUAACCACCGAGGUUCUGUUCACUCAUCUUCAUUUUAGGAGCCAACCUCCCAAACUGUUUCGAUGUUUAUAAAACUGAAUUGUACCACUUCACAAAACUGCAAUUGAACCAUGUUGUCUGCAAUUGAAGGCAAAUAAAUGGUCUUGUGAAAUUGCUUAAAAAAAGUGUUUAAAAAUUGAGUUCAAUAACCUCAUACCACAAUACUUGCAUAUUCUGAGGGACCACAUUACUACUGAAGUCCAUUUUUAAAAAGGUUACUCAGUAAUUAUUUCCAUUCCCUAAUUGAGAGCAUUACUUUUUUUCCUAUGGAAAAUGUAAUUCUGAAACUGUGUAUUGAAAUUGCUGUGCAGCACUAGCAAAAUAUUUCAAAGUUGCUGUUCUGCUCCCAGAGUGGAAAAUAGUGUUUUGAAAAUUUAAAUUUCUAGAGAUAUUGCUGUAAAGCAAUUUUUUUUCUGUUCUUGGUGGUAUGAGGGUAUUCUGUAUGUCUAUCUUUUAACCCUACCUGUAUCUUAAGAGACCCUGCUGGCUUUAGUGCUCUUUGUCAUACAUGGUGUAAUUAAUUUACAGUCUAUAUAUCAGAAAGCAAUAUUCAAAAUUUGAGAUCAGUGGGACUAUAGAUCUAAAGGUUUAUUAAGCCAACAUUUUAGAGUAUUUAUGGGUAUAUAGUUAAAUUAAAAUAUUAAUCAAGGAAAUAAUUAAAGUCAAAUUUGUAGCUCAAUUGAUUUAGUUUCUUUGACCUCCAAUUUCAGUUAUAAAUCAGUACAGUAGAAACUCUAAUUGACUGCAACAUUGUCAUCCACUGUGACUUUGUAAUUUGCUUUUACAAUAGUUGGAUUAGAUUGAAUUUAUUGAGGGCCAUGAAAGUAGGAUUUAUUGUUUAAUCAUAAGAAUAGUGGUCUCAUUGGGAAUUUACUUCCCAGAACAACUUUCUAUUCUAUCAACAUUGACGGAUUAUUAACAAUCUUGUAACACAACAGACUGUAAAAGGUUUUUAUAUUAAAACAGACUGCAUUGUGACAAAUUUUCAUUCAUUAAAAAUGGUAGAAAUGCCACAAAUGCUGACCACAUUCAAGCCUGCACAUCUCAGUAAGAAGUGGUAUUUAACAAAUUAAAAAUGGGACUUUCUCCCCUUAUUGGUAGAGAAUAUGAUCAAGAAAUAUCAACUAAUUUUUUUGUCUUCAUCUGCCUACAUAGCCUAAUAUGCUUUAGAUUUAAAUUUAGAAUCCAUUCACUGAUUGGAUUAUGAGCAAUAAUCAAAGUAUUUGCAUCUCUGCACACCUCAAAGCAUUUCACCAGUCUGAAGCACAAUGACUCUGCAGUUUUAGGAAACCUCCUGUGGUUUGGCUCUGCUUUUUCCCAAAACAAAAUGGAGAUUACCAAAAAAUAAAGACUCUUUCCUUAAUACUGAAAAAGGCUUAAGCAUUCAGGGACGAACAUACAUUGAAGAGAAAAUGCAUUCAGGAAUUUAGUUUUAGAUAUUUGUUUAAAUAAAAUGAAUUCACAUUAAUACAUGUUAAUUGUAGGCAGAAUUUGUUUUUAUCAUUACAUUUUAAUUAUUUUAAAUGAGUUUCCUCUCACCAUGCUCUUGAGUCAGCAGGGUUCAACAGCAGUGUAUAAUUAACUUUCCUGAGUUUUUAGACCAUGUAUGCAUUUUUGUCAAUUUGUUAUGCAUCUAAUCUGUUUAGUAGAGAGAUGGGGGCAAUUUUAUCUAACUGAGAAUAUUUUGUAUAAAUUUUUUUAUGAAAUGAGGGCAGUAUUUUUCUUACUUUUUUGUAUUUGACCCCACUCAGUCCUAGGCCUCUACCUGAUUUCCCUUAAACUGUACAAACAUUGUAUUUAUAAUAUUUAACAGAUUAGCAGUCUUGUUGGCUCAGGCUAUAUAAUAUUGUGAAUGUCACAUAGUUGUAUGAUUAUUCAAAUAAAGAUUCUAACACUAA
Molecule: messenger RNA, 3414 nt
Organism: Hemiscyllium ocellatum (epaulette shark)
Lineage: Eukaryota; Metazoa; Chordata; Chondrichthyes; Orectolobiformes; Hemiscylliidae
Gene: pard6a
Product: par-6 family cell polarity regulator alpha
Exons: 3
Coding region: 45-1214 (389 amino acids)
Biological process (GO): establishment or maintenance of cell polarity; centrosome cycle; regulation of cellular localization
Cellular component (GO): apical plasma membrane; nucleus; cell cortex
Molecular function (GO): protein kinase C binding
Source: RefSeq, a predicted model, not a curated record